CCCCGACCCCCGGAAGGGGAAAAUAAGAAUCUCCUUGGAUCGGAGUCCUCCGGGGUAGGGCGUGAAAGCCCCGGGGGCAGGAAGGGACGGAGAAGAGGGGCUUGCCCAGAGCAUGGAUAGGAAAGGAGCCGGGGCGCUCCAGGGCUCAGCGCGCACUGAGGAUCUGUGCCCGGGGCUGCAGCUGCGGAUGAGAAAGGCGCUGUCUGGCUAAUGAAGGCCACCUGGAUCAGGCUUCUGAAAAGAGCCAAGGGAGGAAGGCUGAAGAAUUCGGAUAUCUGUGGUUCGGCAGACUCCUACACCAGCCGUCCGUCCGAUUCAGAUGUUUCUUUGGAGGAAGAUCGGGAGGCAGUGCGCAGAGAAGCAGAGCGACAGGCCCAGGCCCAGCUGGAAAAGGCAAAGACAAAGCCCGUUGCAUUUGCUGUUCGGACAAAUGUCAGCUAUAGUGCAGCCCACGAAGAUGAUGUUCCAGUGCCAGGCAUGGCCAUCUCCUUCGAAGCAAAAGAUUUUCUGCAUGUUAAGGAAAAAUUUAACAAUGACUGGUGGAUAGGACGAUUGGUGAAAGAAGGCUGUGAAAUCGGCUUCAUUCCAAGCCCGGUGAAACUAGAAAAUAUGAGGCUGCAGCAUGAACAGAGAGCCAAGCAAGGGAAAUUCUACUCCAGUAAAUCAGGAGGAAACUCAUCAUCCAGUUUGGGUGACAUAGUACCUAGUUCCAGAAAAUCUACACCGCCAUCAUCAGCUGUAGACAUAGAUGCUACUGGCUUAGAUGCAGAAGAAAAUGAUAUUCCAGCCAACCACCGCUCCCCUAAACCCAGUGCAAACAGUGUAACGUCACCCCACUCCAAAGAGAAAAGAAUGCCCUUCUUUAAGAAGACAGAGCACACUCCUCCUUAUGACGUGGUACCUUCUAUGCGACCAGUGGUCUUGGUGGGCCCUUCUCUGAAGGGGUAUGAGGUCACAGAUAUGAUGCAAAAAGCGUUGUUUGAUUUUUUAAAACACAGAUUUGAAGGGCGGAUAUCCAUCACAAGGGUCACGGCUGACAUCUCGCUCGCCAAGCGCUCAGUGUUAAACAAUCCCAGCAAGCACGCGAUAAUAGAAAGAUCCAACACAAGGUCAAGCUUAGCGGAAGUUCAGAGUGAAAUCGAAAGGAUUUUUGAACUUGCAAGAACAUUGCAACUGGUAGUCCUUGAUGCGGAUACUAUUAAUCAUCCAGCUCAACUCAGUAAAACUUCUUUGGCCCCUAUUAUAGUAUAUGUAAAGAUUUCUUCUCCUAAGGUUUUACAAAGGUUAAUAAAAUCUCGAGGGAAAUCUCAAGCUAAACACCUCAAUGUCCAGAUGGUGGCAGCUGAUAAACUGGCUCAGUGUCCUCCAGAACUGUUUGACGUGAUCUUGGACGAGAACCAGCUUGAGGAUGCUUGUGAGCACCUUGCCGACUAUCUGGAGGCCUACUGGAAGGCCACCCACCCUCCCAGCAGCCAUCUCCCCAACCCUCUCCUUAGUCGUACUUUAGCCACUUCAACUCUGCCCAGUAGCCCCACUCAAGCCUCUAAUUCACAGGCUUCUCACGGCGAUCAGAGGACUGAGCGCUCGGCUCCUGCCCGCGCUGCCUCCCAAGCUGAAGAGGAACCCUGCCCGGAACCCGUCAAGAAGCCCCAGCACCGGUCCUCUUCCUCCGCCCAGCACCACAGCCAUCGCAGUGGGACAAGUCGAGGCCUCUCCAGGCAGGAGACAUUUGACUCGGAAACCCAGGAGAGUCGAGACUCUGCCUACGUGGAGCCGAAGGAAGAUUAUUCCCACGAACACGUGGACCACUAUGCCCCCCACCGAGACCAUAACCACCGAGAUGAGCCCCACGGGAGCAGUGAGCACAGACACAGGGAGUCUCGGCACCGUUCCAGGGACCCGGAUAGAGAGCAGGACCACAACGAGUGCAACAAGCAACGGAGUCGGCAUAAAUCCAAGGAUCGCUAUUGUGACAAGGACGGAGAAGGCAUCUCCAAAAAACGGAACGAGGCUGGGGAGUGGAACAGGGAUGUUUACAUCCGCCAGUGACUUUUGCCCGUUUGUGUGUGUUUUUUUUUUUUAAGUCUUGUAUACCACCCCCCCUCAGACUCAAUCUUUGGGGUCACUGCAGUCAUAUGUGAUCUGUCCUGUAUACUUUGUAUUGCUGUUGCUUGAAGAGCAAUAGCAUGAUAGAGAGUAUUAAUAUACUUUUUUUUUCUUUUGUAAGUGCUACAUAAAUUUGCCUGGUAUGGCUGCAGACCUCCGGUUGUAUACUGGACUUUUCAAAAA
Molecule: messenger RNA, 2289 nt
Organism: Callorhinus ursinus (northern fur seal)
Lineage: Eukaryota; Metazoa; Chordata; Mammalia; Carnivora; Otariidae
Gene: CACNB2
Product: calcium voltage-gated channel auxiliary subunit beta 2
Biological process (GO): calcium ion transmembrane transport
Cellular component (GO): voltage-gated calcium channel complex
Molecular function (GO): voltage-gated calcium channel activity; protein binding
Source: RefSeq, a predicted model, not a curated record